Molecule: messenger RNA, 4415 nt
Organism: Anopheles moucheti
Lineage: Eukaryota; Metazoa; Arthropoda; Insecta; Diptera; Culicidae
Gene: Hip1
Product: huntingtin-interacting protein 1-related protein
Exons: 11
Coding region: 230-3841 (1203 amino acids)
Biological process (GO): endocytosis; clathrin coat assembly; actin filament organization
Cellular component (GO): actin cortical patch; clathrin-coated vesicle
Molecular function (GO): actin filament binding; clathrin-cargo adaptor activity; clathrin light chain binding
Source: RefSeq, a predicted model, not a curated record
UGUGUCAACGUAAACAUAAUGCGACAACGUUUUUGGGAGGCGAGCUGGGUUUAUAUGUGCAUAAAACUAUGUCGUUCAAAUUGUCUUUUGUAUGGGAGAUCUGAACUUGUGAGCGCAUGGGCUUUGUCCAUCCAUACAUUGUAAAUAUUUUGUGUUCCUUCCCCAGUACCUAUAGCGAAGCAUUUCUGCACGGAACUAUUUGUAAAGCAAAGCAUUUUUGACUGUAAACAUGUCGCUAACGGAUAAGGAGUAUUAUAAUCUGAGCAUCAGUAUUUCCAAAGCGCUCAGCAAUGUGGAAAUGCCCAUCAAGGUGAAGCACGUCCGGGCCGCUAUCAUCGGCACAUUCCACAGCAAUGGUGGCCACGCGUUUUGGGCCAUCGCUAUCCGGCAACCGAUACAGGACAAUCGCAUCGUGGCGUGGAAGUUUUGCCAUCUGCUGCACAAGAUAUUGCGCGAGGGCCACCCGCUCUGCUGUGCACAUUCGAUGCGGCACCGGGCGAUGCUGCUGGAGGCGGGCAAACUAUGGGGCCAUCUGACCGAUGGCUACGGUAUCUGUAUUAAGCACUACACGAAGCUGCUGGUGACGAAGCUCGAAUUUCACGAUCGCAACCCGCGCAUACCGGGCAGCCUCUCGCUGCGCCAGGGCGAUCUGGAAAAGAUAGGCGAAGGAGACAUUAACAUUUACUUCCAGCUUGCCGUUGAGAUAUUCGAUUAUCUGGAUGAUAUCGUAGCGGUGCAGGCGACAAUAUUCAAUUCCAUCACAACGUUCUGCGUCAGCUCGAUGACGUCGGCGGGUCAGUGCCGGUUGGCACCGUUGAUUCCUUGCAUCCAGGACUCGAACCCACUGUACGAUAUGCUUGUGCGGGUGAUGUUCAAACUCCACGCCAACUUACCCUCCGAUCUGCUCACCGGUCAUCGGCAGCGUUUCGGUACGCUAUUCCAUCAGCUGAAAUCAUUCUACGGCCAGUCGCGUAAUUUGCAGUAUUUCGUCAACCUGAUCACCGUACCGAAGCUACCGGAGGCACCGCCCAACUUCGAGCAGCAAAGCGAUCUCGGCAACUACCAGACGCCGGUGGUGGUGAUGCCCGACAGCGAUCCGAUCGACAAUGAGCCGGAACCCCCAGCGAUUGACAAUCUAAUAGAUACGGCCGAGGCAACCCCACCGAUACCGGAGCUACCGCAUGUGAACAGCCACCAUCAGCAGGCCGCCGCACCGGUCGUUCCGGUGGCACAAGUGAUGGAGCUCGAGCGGUUGAUCCAGGAGCGGGACGAUCUCAUACGCCACCUGCAGAUGGAAACGCAACGAUUGUCCAACCAUCUGAAGGCGGUUUCGAUCGAGCAGCGUGAUGUGCAGUGCCGUAUGGAAGGCCAGAUAGCUACACUUAAUGCACAGCUCACCGAGAGCCAGGGAGAGCUAACGAAUCUACGGUUUCAAAAAGAGGAGCUUGAGCUGCGUACCCAAACGGCACCAAAUCUGGAGCAGCGAGCACAAGCGGAAGAGGAACGUGCGAAAGCCAGUGAGGAAAAGUUCCAAAAGCUAAAAACAAUGUACACGCAGAUACGGGACGAACAUGUCAACUUACUGCGUCAGCACGGUGAAAUUAGCAAACAGUUAGCAUCAUCAACGAAAGUGGCGGCGGAAGCGAGCAAAGCAAAGGAAGAACUGCAAUGCCAACUGCAGGAGCUCGAGCAAAAGCAAGCGCUUGUGGCGAACGCCCUACAGCAAAGUUCGAACGACGCACGACAGGAGCAGGAAGCUAUCAGCGAGCAACUGCAGAACAUGACGCAGAAGUGUGAAUCACUGCAAGGUCGCUACGAUGAGAUGGAAGCAUCGCGCCAAGCAGAAAUUGCGGAGCUUCGCUACAGCCUGGAACGGCUGGAGGGUGAACUGCAAACAUUCCAGCAAGAUCGUGACACCCUGUCGAACGAGAAGGGCACGCUAGAAGGCCGGCUGUCCGAGAUACAGAGUGAAAAGGAUGAGCUGGGUUUGAAGUACGAGCAAUGCCUGGGGAAGAUUGCUGAGCUUGAGCUUAAGACUGAUACGUACGCAAAGGAGGAAAUGUCUUUGCAGCAAAGUGUAAACGAAAAUUCACUUAAAGCACAGGAACUUUCCGAUCGAAUCGAACAACUGCGGGCGGAAAAUGAUGCACUCAAACAAAACUACACCGAACUGGAAGCAGCCAAAGCGUCACAGGAGGCAGAAUACCAGCGGACGCAUCAGGAGGAACUGCUUAGGUUCGAUUCGUUGCAGACGGAAAUGGAUGAAAAGCUGACCGCUCUCGCUACGGAAAAGGAUUCGAUAGCGGGUGAAAAGCAACAAACAUGGGAACAACUGUUAAUGCUACAGUCCGAAACCUCCCAAAAGCAGGCCGACUUUGAGUCGUUGGAAAAGGACCUUAAAUCCGUUCUGGAGCAAAAGGAUCACGAACUGGAGGAGCUAAAUGCAAAGUAUCGCGAACUGGAAGAGAAAUAUCAGAGUCUAGAUGCAAAUAUGGAACGAUUGCUUUCCGAAAAGGAAACGAUCGAAAUUGAUCUGCAAGAUUUACUUCACCAACAGGAGCAAACGGAACAGAAGCUGCAAGCCGCGCUCGCGCGACUGGGCGCGACAGAGACCGCCUUGAUCGAUAGUAAAAUUAGUGGCGAAACGGCACUCCGCACACUGCUGGAAGCGUGUAUUAAAUCGUCGGAAAAGUUGACACUGCGCGCCAUCGGCGAGAAUGAAAUGCCCGGUGCCGGAGGAACGCCGACCUACUUCCUGAUGAUUGCCGAAGAGCUGCAGGAGGUGCUCACUAAGCUGAAGAUGGUGCACGAGAACUACCUGAAGGAUAAUUCGACGAACGUUGAAUCGCUGGCACGGAAAGUUAUUAGCGGUGCUCACCUGCUUGCUUCGGCCCACGUACAGGGCAUGACCAUAUGCAACCGAUCGGCCAACAUUGAAAGCGGCGAACGCAUUGCAGAAGAGUUGAAAAAGCUCGGCCAAUCGAUCACGACCCUCUUCCAAUCGCUGCAGAAAACGAGCGAAGCGAGCACAGUCAGCGAGCAUAUCACCGAUUUAAAGGUGAAGCUGGAAGAGGUAACAACGAUGAUCGUGGAUCUUGGCAAGCAAACCGAUGGCACCGAGAAUUUGGGUGAUAUGGUUGAGUCGGAACUGAGCAGCAUGGAUAAGGCGAUAGAGGAGGCGGCAUCGCGUAUUCAGGAAAUGCUAUCGAAAUCCCGUGCCUCCGAUUCGGGCAUAAAAUUGGAGGUGAAUGAAAAGAUUCUCGAUGCCUGCACGAGUCUCAUGCAAGCGAUAAGAGUAUUGGUGCAGAAAUCCCGCUUGCUGCAAUCGGAAAUUGUCGGACUCGGCAAGGGAACCGCUUCGGCGAAGGAAUUCUACAAGCGCAACCACCAAUGGACGGAGGGAUUGAUAUCGGCGGCGAAGAGCGUAGCCCAAGGAGCCAAUUUCUUAGUCACGGCGGCAAACAAAACGGUUGCCGGUGGAGCGAAACAUCAGCUGGAUUUAGUAGUUGCCGCCCAGGAGAUCGCAGGCUGUACGGCUCAACUGGUAGUAGCUAGCCGCGUGAAAGCGCCCCGCUCCAGCACCAACCUGACGGCGCUCGGUACGGCAUCGAAGAACGUUACGCAAGCCACCGGGAUUGUUGUUGCCACGGCAAAGGACUGUAGCCAGCGGCUCGAAGAUUCGCAGGAUCUCGAUCUCGGCACACUGACGGUACAUCAGGCCAAAACGAAGGAAAUGGAGAUACAGGUAAAGGUGCUGGAGCUGGAGCAAGCACUGCAGGUUGAACGGAUGCGAUUGGCUUCGUUCCGCAAAAAGAACUACCAACAACCGGUGGAGGAGUAGUUACAUCGGUUACAGUUCCCGGGACAAUCACGCAUUGUUUCUCCCAAAGUAUAGACGCUUUUUUAGUGUAAGGGGGAUUGCGGGUCAAACGUUUGCAACUAUCCUUUUGUUUCCUAAAUGGCGCCCAAACGAUACGGAACACACACACCGAAAUCACAUCUGUCUGUGCUUCAUUAGCUCUCUGGUGAAGGAGAUGCAUUACUACCGUUUGUGACCUUAUUUGGCAAUCAAUGCUUUGAACAUCAAAUAAUGUUUAUAGCAAUUCACAGCACGAGGGCUGCACGUGACGACAGAUUGUUUAAUUGUUUUAAAAGUUUGUUAUAUUUAUGUUACAACGCAUCAGAGCCACGCAUAUCAACCUAAGCAAUUAAGGGCAACGAUAGGCAACAUCGACAUUAUUCGGUAAGAAUAGCGCUUCAUCAAUCGUUAUAGUGUUAAUGGCGUAUUUAAAGUUUUGUUACAUUUAAGGCAGCGUAAUGCAAACCAACAACAAAAAACCCGUUAUAUUGAACAUGUAUUUCUUGCAUCGAACAUUGAGUAUAUUGCUACAUACAAAAUAAACAUCGUGAUUAAG